Messenger RNA from Fusarium redolens, 916 nucleotides. RefSeq lists its product as uncharacterized. NCBI's taxonomy places the organism in Eukaryota, Fungi, Ascomycota, Sordariomycetes, Hypocreales, Nectriaceae. The coding region runs from base 104 to 916 and encodes 270 amino acids. Gene Ontology annotation, cellular component: cytosol. The transcript is spliced from 5 exons. The record is from RefSeq and is a predicted model, not a curated record. Gene Ontology annotation, molecular function: oxidoreductase activity.
GCUAGAUCCAAUACCAUCACAUCAGUGUGUUAUCCCUGGAUAUAAACACGAUCCUACUUGACACCAGCUAGCGGCGCAUACAAACGACCCAACCGGUAUAAUCAUGGCGUCAUCGAUGGGUUAUCGUCUCGCCGGAAAAACAAUUCUUAUAACAGGUGCAUCGUCUGGUAUCGGGCGAAGUACGGCCAAAGAAUUUGCAAGGACAUGUCCAAGCAAUCUGAAGCUCAUCCUCGCUGCGCGCAGAUUCGACUCGCUGCAGACCUUGACGAAUGAGAUACGCAGCGAGGUCGGUGAUGGAGUCCGGGUCUUCCCUAUCAAACUAGACGUCAGCAAGUUCGAAGAUACCUCAAGCUUUAUUGGUAAACUACCGGAUGAGUUCAAGGAUAUUGACAUUCUUGUCAACAACGCCGGUCUUGUCAAGGGCGUAGCCCAGGCUCCAGAUAUUGCUUUGCAAGAUAUCCAGACCAUGUUCGCGACCAAUGUUGCCGGCUUGAUCAACAUGACUCAGACAGUGUUGGCCAUCUUCAAAGAGAGACCCAGAGGCGGCUGCGGAGAUAUUAUCAAUAUUGGCAGUAUUGCCGGCCGAGAGCCUUAUCAAGGUGGCAGUAUCUACUGCGCGACAAAGUCAGCCGUACGAUCAUUCACGGACGCCUUGCGGCGUGAGCUUAUCAACACCCGCAUCCGAGUGAUUGGAAUUGACCCUGGUCAAGUCGAGACUGAAUUCUCUGUCGUCAGGUUCUAUGGAGACAAGGCUAAGGCGGAUGCAGUGUAUGCGGGUUGCGUUCCCCUUACACCCGACGAUGUUGCAGAGGUUAUUGUAUUUGCUGCUAGUAGAAAAGAGAAUGUGGUUCUAGCCGACUCUCUAAUCUUCCCAAACCACCAGGCUGCUGCAACAGUUAUGCAUAAAAGCUUAUAA